Molecule: messenger RNA, 6845 nt
Organism: Myotis brandtii (Brandt's bat)
Lineage: Eukaryota; Metazoa; Chordata; Mammalia; Chiroptera; Vespertilionidae
Gene: ERICH3
Product: glutamate-rich 3
Exons: 15
Coding region: 59-4645 (1528 amino acids)
Source: RefSeq, a predicted model, not a curated record
CGGCCCCACGCAGCCACCCUCCGCACCUGCAGCGGGGUCCAAAAACGACCCUACAAAAAUGAGCCAUUCUCACCCCGCUGGGUUACUUGCCGCAUAUAAUAGUCUUACCGACAAACACCUGACUGGAUAUUUUAACAAUACAAGGAUAAGGCGGCAUCUCUUAAGAUCAGGGCUGAUCACAAGAAAUGGAAGAAUACUUUCUGAAAAAGAAUACAAACUAAAUAUCAUGAAGAGGGAUCACCAAAAAUAUAUCCGGGAGUGCUUAGCCCAGGCUAUUUUCCAUAAGGUCCUUGAUAUGGAGCGUUACCAUCAGCUUGAAAUUAAAAAGAAACUGGAGACCUUAGCUAGAAAGGAGCGAAUUCAGAGAUUUAAGGGAGAGCCCACAAGAUGGUCUAUAGAAAAAAACAUGCCAGUGCUGUCUCCUCACCCCCCAGUGGGCCCAAAGACUAACCGUGGCCACAGUGUUCUGGUUGAUGAAGGACAUUCCAGUCCAAUAACAGUGACAGCCCCUCGACCACACACUGCCCCAGGAAUGAUGCAGCCUCCAAUUCGAUUACAGCCUCUUCCCAGUCAUCCUGCAGCAGGAACUGUUCCAAAGGUAACUCCAGGGUCCAGAUCCAAAACCUCACCGCCGGAAAAUGAAGCUCCAUUUCCUAUUGGGGGCAAGAAGGCAAUGAUGAAGCUCAGGAACUCCAUGGACAAUUCACAGGGAAUGAAACAGUAUCAACCUCUGAACAUUAACAGUUACAUGAUGCCUGUUCCUCCUCCACCUCCUUCCCCGAAUGGAAAAAUCACAAGGGAAAAUAGAUCUGAAACAUGGAGAAGGAGAAGAUUUCGGUCAAGCACUGCUCCAAAUGGCUUAGAACCAGUCUUUACCAGGGAUUCAAGAAGGAUUAAUAAAACACCACUGCAUAGUAAUGCAGUUAUUACAAUGAUCUAUUUGGGGAAGACUGUGCACUUACGUUAUAAUUACCCAGAAUUCCAGGAUGAAAUACAAGUUUAUCAACAACACUGUGGUGGAGAAAACCUUUGUGUCUACAGAGGCAAACUACUUGAAAAAGAGACCUUUCAGUUUAUUUCCAAAAGGCACCAUGGUUUCCCCUUCAGUCUCACCUUUUUCCUGAACGGGAUGCAGGUGAACAGGCUGAGCUCCUGCUGUGAAUAUAAGCAUCGGAAAGGUUCCAGACUUGGAGGCAAAGGAAGCUACUUUGGGUUCGUGUGUGUGGAGAGAUCAUCGCCUUGCUACAAGUGCAUUAUUGCAAUGGGCCUUGACAAAAAACCAACUUCGCCAAAACCUAGGAAACAAAAAAGUCUUGAGAAAAGAGAGGAACCAAAGGGCGAGGGGAAACUGAGGAAGGAUAGAGCAUACAUGGUCCCAAGAAGGAAUGAGAUGGAGGGGAGCAAAACCUCUUCAGUCUUUUUUUCAGCCGACGAAGAAAAAACAGGGGUUGAAGAUGUAAGAACUGCUGUAGAAGAAAUGGAACGUAAAGGAAAACAACAUGUUUGGGAAGAUGACCAGGAAAAUAUAUUUAAAUACGAAUAUGAAGAAGAUUUUGAAGUAGACGAGGAGAAACAAGAUGAGAAAGCUAAUAAAGAAGGACAGGCUGAUGAUCAAAUGAAUGAAAUGUCAAAGUCACCAUCAGAUGAUGAAAAAGAUAAUUUAGACCCUGAAAAGGACAGUGAAACCUCGUCACAGAAGGCACCAGAUGCUGAUGACAGUGUGAAAGAUGAGAGUGAUGGAUGCUCUGAUAGUGAAUUGGAAGAAGAUAAACAAGACAUAAAAACCGCAUCGUCCUCCUCGUGCAGAAGUCACCCCUACUCUAGCUGCAGUGAAGAUGAGUCUGUCCUGGAGGACAGGGAAGCACAUGCUGAAGACAGUGCAGACGAAAGUGUCAGAAGUUCAUCUUCUCAGGAGUUGAGUGAAAAUGAUGAGCCAGGAAAAUCACACCUUCCCACUGAGGAUUCCUUAGAAAUUGAAGAUCAAAAAAUCAUAAAAGCCAAUGUAGGGAUCAAGACUCUGCCAAGAGAGGAAAGCUUGGAGAACGUUCUUGAAGAAGAAACAGAAAAUAGAACCCAAGUGAUUGCAGAGGGCUUAUCUGAGGAGUCCCAGGAACAUGUUUCCAAGGAAGAAAAGAAAAAUUACAGGAAUAAGCUUUGGAAAGGAAGCACUGCUAAGGGGAAGGACAAAAAGGCAGGUCUCUGUAGGGUGGAGAAAGGUGUUGGACAGAUAUUAGGCGGAGCUGUGGAACCUGGCUGCCACUACCCCUGUGAUGCUGAGUCUGGUGUUAACAGCACAGAUGAGGAGGAGAAGCUCUUGACCAAGCUGGAGAUUGACACAGGUGCAGUACCAAACAGGAUUUUAGUGGCGGAAGAAAGCACAGCCCUCACUUCAAACAAAGAAUCCAAGCCAGUUGCAUCAGAAAUGUACACAGUGGAGAAAGAAGAAGCAGUGGAAGAAGAUGGGGCUCCCCAACACAGGGAUGCUGACACACUAGAAGAAAAAGGGGGUGUAACACUGGGGAGUAAAGCAGGGAUUAAUGAGAUUCCCUUGGGGGAGUGGAAGCCAACAGCAGAGCAGCCAGCUCUAGUAGCACUGUUUACUGGGGAAAGGGAGAGCCCUCAGGGCAUAGCAAGCAGGGCAGAGGCAGAAGGGGCUAGAGAGCUGGAUGAAGAGGGGUUAAAGCCAAUGGCAGAAGAAGCAGCAAGAGCCUCAGGAAGUCUGAAUGAAGAAGAGGCUCCUGAACAGCAGGCCUUGAUGCAGACAGUGCUGGAGACAGAGAAGGCAGCUUCUGAAGAGGAGCAGAGUUCGGAGAAGGUAGUGUUUGCCUGCAAGGCUGCAGCUCAGAACUCAGAGUGUGUUCAGGAGGUAGCAGCCCCGAGAGAGGCUGUGAUGCUGGAGAAGGGAGAGGCCGAGAGAGGGGUGGCGGUGAGUGAGGCAGGCUCUGAAAAGCCAGACAUGGAGGACAGUGAAGAGAAAGCAUCCAUAGAUCUAGGGGACAUGGCACCUGAGGAUGACACUGCAUUCGAGAGAGCAGAUGGUUCAGAAGAGGCAGUAUUUGGGGGCGAGGAACCAGCCAAAGCAAGGAAGACGGUUAUGAGAAUCGAAACACCUUUGAGCUCCUCCACUUCUGAGAAGGCCGAGGCCACCAGCAUGAGGAUUUCGGAGGAAAGCCUGGAAGAACUUUGUAAGAAAGCUGAGAAAAAGAAGGAUGUUGAGACUGAGGUAGAAUCUAAUAAGAAAGAUGAUAGGAAAGAAAUAUUACCUGAGGAAUUCGAUGCAGCAAGACAGAGGAGGAAAGCUGAGAGGCCAAGAACACCUCUGGGGGAAACUGAAUCUGAAAGAGAAGAGGUGACAAGGGCAAAAGCUCCUCAGGAUGAAGAUAUUUCAGCAGGAGAGCAAAAGUUUAAAGGGGAAGAGGGGGAAAUUGUGAAGGAAGUAAGACCCGUGGAAGAGACACCAGGCCCCCUAGAUGAAACAGAGUGUGAUGUUAAGAAUGCAGCACCCGUGGAGGGUCCUGAAUGGACUGAAGACACAGGCCCGCAAGGGGAUGAUUCACCGAGAGAGAGGGAGGUGGGCAUGCUUGAAGCAGCACCUGGAUUUGAAAAGUCACCGGAAAAUACAAUAGUUGUGAGGAAAGAGGAAGGAGGGGAAAGACUAAGAGAAGCUGGAGACACAGGGCAUAAAGGCAGAGCAGAGCUACUCUGCAGGGAGAAGGGGGAGAAGGCGACUCCCUCAGAUCAGGAUGGGGGGCCAAGCCCUGGGGGAGAGGGUGUGUUAGGAGCUCCUGAAAGUGACCCAGCAGGACAUGCCCAGGAGUGUGCAGCCAAAGAUCAAGAUGGCCUUACAGGACUGAAAAAGAGGGAAAAGGAAGGGUCUUUACAAGGGGGACAAGGAGUGGGGGCCCAAGAAGAUAUUUCUGAAGGAGAGUCCGUGAUGGUAGAAAAGUUAAGUGAGGAAGUGAUGGAUGAGGAGCCAGAGGAAGAGGUGGAUCAAGAGUGCUCUCUCGAGACAGGAGUGAUGAAGAAUGGGCACGAAGAGGGGGUUGGGAGCUUACAAGGAAGAAUGGUUGUGGCUAAAGAAGAUCUCCAGGAAGAAGGAGUGGCAGGAAUGGCUGAUGAGAAGAGAGAGGUGUUGGCAGAUUUGAAGACAGCUGAGGAAAAAACAGAAGCAAAUACAGCCUCCUCCCUUUCAGAUGUUGCUGAUGAGAAAACUUGGCACAAAGUGGAUGAGUUACUAGAAAAAACAGUGUCUGCAGAGAAGGUGGCAGCAGAGGAAAUAGCGCUGAGCAUGGAGAGGGUACCAGCAGCGGAGGAGGUGACCAUGAUUGGGGCAUCAGAGGCUGAGGUGGGGGCUCUAGGAGAACCUUCAGACCUGGAAGAGAAGGCCCCUCAGCUAGGGCCAGAUCAAAAGGAAGGGGAAGCAGGGAUGGGGAGCCCUGGUGGGGUGCAGGAGUCAGGCAAGUCUGAAGAUGUCAGACUGGGACUAUCCCAACAGACAGAGUCAGAGCUGAGUAGAGAGGGUCUACAGGCUGUGGAAAUACUCCCUGGAAAAGCCAAUUGCCCUGGAAUCCAAGAGAAGCAAGAGCACAAAGUGCAAAGAGAAAGUGAGAACACAGAUGUUUCCCUGAACAGCAAGAAGGCCUAAGAGACUGCAUGGCAGAUGGAUAUUUUAAAGAUGUUUUCUGGAAGACUUCAAGAAUGGAGAAAGAUUCACCCAAGCAUCUUGCCAGGACUUUAGAUUUUAUCUUUAUUAAGAAAACUCACUGUGCUUGUCUGAGCUGAUUCCCAGUGUGUCAUUCUGGUCAGAAGCACAGUAAGCACCUUGAGAAUACCUGGCAGAUCGUAGGACCCUCCUUAGGGGCAGUGGUUUCUAAUAAAGGACUCCGAGGCAGUCACACAUUCAACAUAGCUGAGACGUCUAUAUUCAAAUCAAAUUCAUAGGGUUCCAAUGCCUGACUUUUACCAAAGAUCACCUGAAAGGCCCAGUCCUGACAUCUAGGGUUUGUUUAAAUUCCUUUUUAUUUAUAAUCAAAUAUUACUCCCAGUUUCAUACAUGAGAGUUUUAUUUAAAAACUGUGGCUUGGGGCUUUAAUGACUCUGUCUGUGAAAAUGAGUUCUAAAGGUCCUUCUAUGUAUACUCAAUACUAAAGAUUGCGCCGAACCUGUAAAAUGAUCCCAUGCCAUGUAUAAUCACUUACAAAUAUUCAUUCCUUCUAUUUAUGCCAGAAGGGUGAUAUAAAUGGACAUAUUAUUUCAAAAUGCCCUUUGUUUUGUGUGUGUGUGUUUCUGUAGUUUUGCUUCUUGAGGUAGACUGGUAAAAGCUUGUGAGAUUUUGUCCUUGGGGGCUUUAUUUGUGGGGCUACUCAAAUUUUAAUCAUAGUAGUAAAUAAUUGAGCUGAGUGGAAUGAGUAACAAUAAUUAUAGCAGGUAAACCUUACACAUCAGCACAUAUACCAACAUUCUAGACUCUAGACUGUUUGGUUGGUGUCAUUCAAUAGAAAAGAAAGUUGGAUUAAAUUAGCGUGCUGCUCACCUUCCCAAGUUCUGUUAUUUCAAACCUGUGAACUAACCUUGGAGUGCAUUGUAAAUCAACAGUCACAGUCACUCUCUGAUUUACUCCCUGAUAUUGCUAGCAAUAGCUGUGUAUCUGUGUGCCUACUGGAGAUUUUGAUUUCCUUGAAGACGUCUUUGUUCAUAUACUGAUAGUCCAAAGGGCACAUAUGUCUGGCUAUCUUUUCUUCUCCACGUGAGGUGAAAGAAAAUGUCCUAAAGCAGUGAUUUUCUAGUUGGACUACACAUUAGACUUUCAUGAGACAUUUUCCUGAAUGCAUGAAUGAUUCAACCCCUGGUUCCACCCCAAAGAUUCAGAUUUAAUUAGUUUUAGAUGGGCGUAGGCAUCAGUUUUUUUUAAAAUCCGGUUGAUUCAACUAUGUAGUUAGAAUUGAGAACUGCUGCCCUAAAUCAUCUUAUAAUCCAUGCUGGCUGCCUCCAGUGAUUCUCAAAAUGUGAUCAAGAUAUCAGCAUCGCUUGGAACUGUCCCAAAUACGAAUUCCUGUCCUCAUGUUAUUCCUAUUAAAUUAGAAACUCUGUGGGUGGGGUCUAGCAAUGGGUGGUUUUUAACAAGCCUUCCAGGUAAUUCUGAUGUGCUCUAAUGUCUGAAAUGUGCUGUCAUGGACAAUUGAUUGAAUUGAGGAUUUUGUGUCAGUCAAAAAAUGGAUUGUAGAAGCAUUGUGAACUUUCUCUCUUUGUCUAUAUCUAUCUCUCUGUUGCUUUCUAUUUUUCUUUCUCUAGGAAAGGGUACUCACUAUAAAAAUGAUAAAUUCAACUUUAAACUCGUUUUUAUUAUGGCUGUAAUGACAUGUCUAUGAAGUUCUUCAGCCCCACCCCCUAUUGAGGAUGUGUCACUGAUGGCACAUCAUUGAUUUCUGUCCUCUGAGAGAAUUUCAUCUACAUUAUAUCUGAUUUCAUUGAUGACUGAGCUGCAUUACAAUGGAACUUUACAGUAUUUGUUCCUUGAUCUCAACCUCAAUGCUACAAAGCACUUUGAAUGCAUAGCACUUUAUGGGAAAGAUUGUAAACUUGUUAAUUCUAUUGAAGAAGGCACUGGGUACAAUGUGUUAAAUGGAAAUUGCAUUGGAUUAUUUUUAUAGUUAAUACAUUUCAUUGAAACAUUCUGUAACAUAAUUCUACAGUCUGCAUGUGGGUUUAACUGUGAAAUUCAGUAUUGUGAUAGUUUGACCAAAUGGAUCCUUUCUCAGCAAAUACUAUGUUGAUAAAAUUAUUUGUAUGUUCUAUUAAGCUGAUUUUUUCUAGUUUCAUUAUUAAAAUCAUAAAUAAACCAUAUA